AUGUACAUAUCUUUGUCCUCCUCAUCUGAGACUAGUCCAAGCAGCUCAAAAGGCACUGGCUCAGGCACAAGAACAAAAAGUUCUACCAAUCUUACUAGUUUCAAUUCCAAAUAUGUCACAGCCGCAGGAGAUACUAUAUAUGUAACUGCUGAAGCGGCACACAGAGACAGUGGAACUAACUCUUCAAAGAAUAGGAAAAAAAGGAUGCAUCAGCAGCCAUCAUUUUCAUUGGUUGAAACACCUAGGGAGAUACCAUUCAAGGAGAUAGUUUUGGCCACAGAUAACUUCUCAGAGUCCAGAAGGGUGGCUGAGUUAGACUUUGGAACUGCUUACCAUGAUAUCCUAGAUGGCCACUACCAUGUCAUGGUGAAACGCCUUGGCUUGAAGACAUGCCCAACAUUGCAGCAAAGAUUUUCCAAUGAGCUAAGAAACCUGGCAAAACUGCGGCACAAGAAUUUGGUGCAGCUUAGAGGGUGGUGCAUUGAGCAAGGAGAGAUGCUUGUGGUGUAUGAUUACUCGGCUAAAAGAUUUCUCAGUCACCGACUUCACCAUCAUAACAAUAGUACUAAAAAUGUUCAUUCUGUGCUCAAAUGGCAUCAUAGGUAUAGCAUAGCGAAAUCACUUGCGUCUGCACUUCUCUAUCUGCACGACGAAUGGGAUGAACAAGUCAUUCACAGGAACAUAACCUCUUCAGCAGUGACUCUUGAACCUGACAUGAGCCCAAGGCUAGGUAGUUUUGCUCUGGCCGAGUUUCUGUCAAGGAAUGAGCAUGGCUAUCAUGUGAUCUAA
Molecule: messenger RNA, 789 nt
Organism: Sphenostylis stenocarpa
Lineage: Eukaryota; Viridiplantae; Streptophyta; Magnoliopsida; Fabales; Fabaceae
Source: the annotation of a GenBank genome assembly